GUUCUACCCAUUCAAUUAGCCCUGAUUAAGUUACAGGAUGCUAGCUAGGAGCUGUCGCAUCUUGUGCAGUGAUAGGAUCCAACCAUGCAUUAAUUCGUCCACUGGAUACUGCAGUGACAGUGCAGAGACUGACUGGAAGUGCAGCGGCAUGUAAGGGAAAGAAGAGGCUUCCAAGCGUGGUUGUCGUCGUUGGAGUGAUGACGCCAACAUCAUCUUGCUUCCGGAUGCUGGGAAAGUCUCUCAUCACACCAGUGACGUCUGUGCCUGGCAGUAGUCGUGGGCACAGUUGGUCUCGAAGUUUGAGUUUUUGUUUGGGGUCCGCAACGUAGGAAGAGAGAGAUGAUAGCAAAGGUAUUGUGAGUUGGUAUGAUUGACCCUUGUGCUCACAAUCAGUGACAAUGACUGCGUCUCGUCAUCGAUCAUGAUGUAACGGAAGCUUUUGCAGAGGAGGAUCCUUUUGAACCGAUAGCCACAUACUCUAGACAGAACCCUCCAAGUUUUCCACCCGGAAGUCCGCAUUAAGUCCACAAAAUGGCAGAGAUUAAGCUCCGCAUGCCCGCAUCUCUCUCGGCAGAAGAAUAUCCAACGGUGACACUGGGCAACAAAGUUACGCAGGACCCCAGCAGGAAUGGUGACGAGCCUCUCGUGGUUGUCCAAGGAACCACACCUGCGAGUCCUUACAAUGUUGCCGUCUCAUUGCACUGGCCAAGUGUUACGCUGCAAAAGAAGCUAGUGGCGGAGGUGAUUAGUACCUUCAUUCUCGUAUUCACCGGAUGCGGGGCAGUUAUGGUGAAUGCCAUCAGCAAUGGGAAAGUGACCCCCGUGGGGAUUUCUCUGGUUUUCGGACUCGUUAUCACGAUCAUGAUCUAUGCUGUAGGCCAUAUUUCUGGUGCUCACAUGAAUCCGGCAGUGACGCUGGCCUUCGCCAUCGCCAAACACUUCCCAUGGACCCAGGUUCCGAUGUAUAUAGUUGCACAGUGUGGGGGUUCCGUUUUUGCGUCGUUCCUACUACGUUGGAUUCUCCAUCCUGCGGCUUCCGAAGGGGCCACUAUACCUGCUGGCAGUGACAUUCAAUCGUUCCUGCUAGAGAUUGUCAUCACAUUCAUUUUGAUGUUCGUCGUUGCUGCUGUCGCAACCGACACAAGAGCUCGAGGAGAAUUGGCUGGGAUUGCCGUAGGCUCUUGUGUCGCUCUAAAUGCGCUUAUGGCUGGGCCUAUAUCUGGUGCGUCGAUGAAUCCAGCACGGUCACUGGGUCCAGCUGUUGCUUCGGGUAACUAUCGAAGUAUCUGGGUAUACAUUGCAGGUCCAAUAAUCGGCGCACUUGUAGGAAUUUUGGCUUACAAUUGCAUACGACUGCCAGAUACAGAAGCUCAAUGCGACAAACCAGCAAAGAAUUCCAUUUGAUGCUUCAGGAGAUGGUGAUAUUCAAAGGUGUGAUUUAGACUCAAAUCGUAGUUGUGAAAACAACUUGUAAAAGCUUUUAGGAUGUAGGCAUGCUUGGAAGCUAAACAUGGCAGCUAGCAUGCCCUAAUUUUUCCCAAAAUACAGUAGUUAUGACUCCUUCAUAAAGCCGAAGGAAUAAAAUCCGGUUAUACAAAAUCUAAUUCUAAUUCUGAAUAUACAAAUUCCAUCA
Molecule: messenger RNA, 1633 nt
Organism: Physcomitrium patens
Lineage: Eukaryota; Viridiplantae; Streptophyta; Bryopsida; Funariales; Funariaceae
Product: aquaporin NIP1-1
Biological process (GO): transmembrane transport
Cellular component (GO): membrane
Molecular function (GO): channel activity
Source: RefSeq, a predicted model, not a curated record